AUGCCUAAAAAGCACUCUAAGAAACACCCAAAGGGCGGGAAACGGGGCGAUGGUAACCGCGUCCCCGAAAAGGCCCCAAAGUCCUCAAAGGCUGCCGCGCCCGCAGUGGGGUCUCCAGUUAAAGAUGCAGAAACCGGAGAUAAGCCGCUCCUAACCAAGAUCGAGACGCAGGCUCAGUCCGUCGCAAAGAUUCGUAACAUCGUCGUAGAGCAGCAUCGCUACCAUGGAAUAUUUCUGGCACGUAACAAGGACGAUUCCGUUCAGCUGCUUACUCGGAACAAGGCCACUGGAGAUGCCUCAGAGCCCGAACAGGACUACGAGGAGCAUCGGUUCAGGGCGGAUUUCCGUGGACUGCGGUGCGAGUUUCGCACCUGGUCCCCCUUCCAAUCCAAUCUGGCCGCCGCCAUCAUGAGCGGAGUGGAGGAUUUAUACCUGAAGAGUGGCUCGAAGGUGCUGUAUCUUGGGGCUGGGCUUGGGCGGACCGUCUCCCACAUCUCUGACAUCAUCGAUAAGACUGGAGUGGUGUAUGCCGUGGAGCCCGGACCCUGGGCGGUACGACCUCUCUCAGCAUUGUCCGAGCGCCGUCCAAACGUUGUGCCCAUCCUCGAGGACCCCUCAGCACCGUACAAGUACUACAAGCAGCUCACCGACAAAAUCGAUGUGAUCAUCUGUAACCUGCAGCAAGCAGAGCAGGCUCGUAUACUCAUGCUGAAUGCCCGGCAUUUUCUGAAGCCAAACGGACACUUUGCCAUCUUCCUGUAUGCGGAGAGCAUCUACGACAAGGCGCCCACGAAGAUGGCCCUCAUAGCCGAGAUGGAGCUGCUCAAGAAAUACCAUCUUGAGCCUCUCCAGCUGGUCCAACUGGAUCCCUAUGUUCGUGGUAAUGCUCUGGUAGUGGGCGUUUACACUCGAUUGCCAGUGUUAUAAUGAUCUCUAGGAUUCAUAUAUAGUGAUUCAUAGUCCCAGAACUGCAGAGAACCAGCCAUUUAUUAUCCAUUGAUUAUAGUUUCCACUGAAUGACAAGACACACUGCCUGCUAAAUUGAAUUAAUCACAAAUUAUUUAUGCCCCAAAGCGGAAUGAAAAUAUUUCAGAACAUUAAUGAAACUAGCAGGAACGUAAUGAAUCAAUUAAAUGAAAAUGCAAUAUACAUAAAAAGAUCUAUUCAAUAUAGUC
Messenger RNA from Drosophila persimilis, 1175 nucleotides. Its product is annotated as rRNA 2'-O-methyltransferase fibrillarin. The coding region runs from base 1 to 927 and encodes 308 amino acids. The transcript has a single exon. NCBI's taxonomy places the organism in Eukaryota, Metazoa, Arthropoda, Insecta, Diptera, Drosophilidae. The record is from RefSeq and is a predicted model, not a curated record. Gene Ontology annotation, cellular component: nucleolus; Cajal body; small-subunit processome. Gene Ontology annotation, biological process: rRNA methylation; box C/D sno(s)RNA 3'-end processing. Gene Ontology annotation, molecular function: histone H2AQ104 methyltransferase activity; RNA binding; rRNA methyltransferase activity.